Suillus clintonianus is the source of this 2071-nucleotide messenger RNA. RefSeq names its product cytochrome P450. Gene Ontology annotation, molecular function: monooxygenase activity; heme binding; oxidoreductase activity, acting on paired donors, with incorporation or reduction of molecular oxygen. Lineage: Eukaryota; Fungi; Basidiomycota; Agaricomycetes; Boletales; Suillaceae. The transcript is spliced from 9 exons. The coding region runs from base 104 to 1807 and encodes 567 amino acids. The record is from RefSeq and is a predicted model, not a curated record.
UAUCUAUUGUCCUCUAGCUUGAGCCAUGAGAUAUAAAUCCAUGCUGUUCCGGCGUUGCACUACACUACUAAAUUCCUCGACCUCUGGGUGAUUGGAACGCGCCAUGAUUUCAUUCUCAACUAUCUUCUUCUGUUCCCCUUUUGCUGUUGCUUCAUUGUUUUCAAGUUAUAUUCUAUAUCAUGUCUUUAUAGCACCUCGGUUCAAUCCCCUCAGAAAGUUGGCUGGACCACCGCUAAAGGGGGCACUGGACAACCACAUGUCACAUGUACUCGACCCAUUCAGGUCACCCAAGACUCAUGCUGCAUAUGUAGAGAAAUAUGGCAGGAACGUCCGUAUAAGAGGGCUUGGUCCAUGGGACGAACGCCUUCUCCCCCUUGACCCUGUUUCUGUAGCGCAUGUACUAAAGAACAGCACAAUCUACGAGAAACCGUGGCAAUCUCGAAGACUUAUCACGAGCCUCAUUGGUUGCGGUAUGCUGGCUGCAGAGGGCCAUGUUCAUAAGCGUCAACGGCGCGUUGCCACCCCUGCAUUUUCCAUUCAGAAUAUGCGAGCACUUGUGCCUCUUGUCUUUAGCAAAGGAGAGGAGCUCAAAGAUAAAUGGAUAGAUAUGAUUCAGGCAGCGAAGGAAGAUCAGGCAGCCUCGGACAAGCAGAACUCCGGUCGUUUUGAAAUAGACGUCUGUCACUGGAUCAGCCGGGCGACCUUCGACGUAAUUGGGUUAGCAGGUUUUGACUAUCGCUUCAACGCUAUACAAAACGAGUCGAAUGAGCUCUUUGCUGCGUAUAAGGAAAUGUUCGAGAUUGCUGUCUCGCAGGGAGAUGGGAUUAGGACAGUUCUGGGGAUUUACUUUCCAAUCCUAAAUAGCCUUUUCCCCGAUAAGAGGGCCAAGACCGUCCACAGAUGUCAAGAAACUAUUCGCCGCGUAGCAGGAAAGCUAGUGCAGCAGAAGAAAUCCAGGAUUUUGGAUGGAGAAAAGAGCGGUUCCUCAUAUGCCGGCAAAGAUUUACUUAGUCUGCUGCUGAAAUCCAAUAUUGCUACAGACCUCCCACCAGAUCAGCGAAUUUCCGACGAAGAUAUAUUACACAACAUCAAUACCUUCAUGUUCGCAGGGUCUGAUACGACAUCUCUCGCUCUGACGUGGACGUUUCUGCUCCUUGCAAGACAUCCAGACUUGCAAACUCGUCUUCGCAGGGAACUUCUCUCCAUCGUACCGACUACUCCAAUAUCACGACUGUCACCUGAAGAAAUCGAGUCUUUACACGACACCUUGCAGAACUUGCCAUACCUGAACAACGUUUGUCGGGAGUCCUUGCGUCUGAUCCCUCCAGUCCAUUCUUCCCUCCGGGUUGCAACGCAAGAUGACGAGAUACCUGUAUCAUAUCCUGUCCAUUUGAGCGACGGCACGGUCUCGGAGCAACAGUCUAUAAGUGUGCCGAAGGGGAGCUUCGUGCACGUUCCAGUGGAGGCUUUCAAUCUCGACAAGGGCAUAUGGGGACACAAUGCUUGGGAUUUUGACCCUGAUCGAUGGGAUCAUCUUUCGGAGGAUGUGCUGUCACUUCCGGGGCUAUAUCCUAAUCUUCUGACGUUCUCCGCUGGGCCGAGGUCAUGCAUCGGGAUGCGUUUUUCCAUGAUUGAGAUGAAGACAUUUCUCUAUAUCCUUCUGACUGCUUUCGCCUUUGCCGAAACAGACAAACGAAUUUACAAAGCCAACGUCGUGCUCACGCGACCAUAUGUUUCUGGAGAGUUCAAAAAAGGAAGCCAGUGUCCACUCCUUGUAAAACCACUCGAGUCGCUUGCCGUUUCAUAGGACCUAUAAGUAUAUCAAUGUCUACCAUAUGUUAAGCACAUAUACCCCACUCACAGGUCUGUAUCUUUCAAUGAUAUUGCAUUCGGACUUUAAGCAACAACAUCGUAUGCACCCACCGCUUGAUCACACAACACCAGCGCACCAGUGCUAGUACUGAUUCAGCUCUCGAUUGCAUCCUUCUCAAAGACUUGUCGCUGUGUAAUGUCUCGUCGAUGCAUUGGGCCUGGCCAGAGUCGAAAGCUACACCGUGAUAGUCAAUUCAAG